Molecule: messenger RNA, 806 nt
Organism: Cokeromyces recurvatus
Lineage: Eukaryota; Fungi; Mucoromycota; Mucoromycetes; Mucorales; Mucoraceae
Exons: 2
Coding region: 1-540 (179 amino acids)
Source: RefSeq, a predicted model, not a curated record
AUGAAGGUUAGGGUGUCCAUCCUGCAGGCCCAAUUCGUUUUCCGUGCUAUUCAUUUACCGGAUGAUACCUUGCUCGCUAAAUUACUUCUUGAGCUUCAAGCCUCUAUCUUCAACACUCAAUGGUAUAAACUCAUUCAAACACCAUGCUGGAGACUCUGUGCCGCCAAUUCCAUUCCGUUAGACCAACGCUCCUUUCGAAAACAUCGUCAAGAAUUUCUUGAAGAGAGUUUUCAACAACUACGUGACGAGACACAUUCUGUUUUGCUUUCCUCUUGCCGCCCUAAUCUGAUUAUUGACCCGAAACUCUGGUUACCCAUGACACCCAGUGAGCAUAGUCGAACUAUUCGAUGGCGUCUUGGUUGCCUGCCCCUUCCAUCCAAUCCAAAUGAACUCUUCACACGCUCACAUAGUUUUUCUUGUUUACAUAUGCAUAACCGCCUUCAGAUGCCCAAAUCUAUUGAAGAUCCACUCUCUUAUCUCUUGAACCUAUUACCAUCAACAUUCCACACUAAGAAAAUGAGAAAAUCAAUUGAUGUCUGACUCAUACGCUGGCCUUCUAUAUGUGCAAUUCUGCUUGGAGAUGGACUAUCUAGCUUCACUCUCAAAUCCCUGAACCCUCUGACCAUCAUCUUCUUUCAAUACAAAAACGAAUUUCUGAUAGUCAAUUAUCAUCACUUAUACAUAUACUUUAACAUUUUCCCUUUUAUCCCAAAAGGGUUUUUCUUUCCUUUUUUUUUUCCAUAGCGAUCUGACCAGGGCAAAACAGCAUAUAUAAAUGCUGUGUGCUCAUUGGUCAUUUUUUAAUU